AUGGAGAUUGGGUUCUCUGAAUGGGUUAUACUUGAAUACAGUCAAAUCAUUAAAGAUGUUGGAAAGGAAAAUUUAGUAUUAACUUCAUUACCUGAAGGAACUCAAGAAUCUGAUAUACCAGAAAGAUUAUUAGAUUUAGGAUUACAAUGGACUACCAAAGAAUGUAUUAAUAUCGAUGGAGGAAUUGAUUUCUCUAAAGUUUGUUUAUUGGAUCCAGCAGCUGAAACUGAAUUGGUACCUGAAGAUAAACCAACUUUUGAUUAUUUCGUUUUUGGAGGUAUUUUAGGUUCUCAUCCUAGAAUUGAUAGAACCGGUAUGUUAAGAAAGAAGUAUGGUUUUGCUGGUAGAAGAUUAGGAGAAUUACAAAUGACUACUGAUACUGCUGUAAGGACCACUCAAAGAAUUGUUGAUCAAGGAAUACCAUUUGAAAAAAUCGAAUUCAUCGAUUAUCCUGAAAUCAGAUAUAAUAAAUAUGAAUCAACUGAGAUGCCUUUUAGAUAUAUUGUUGAUGAAUCCAAAACUCCUAUCUUACCUGGGGGAAUGUUGGAACUCAUUAAACAUGAUGCUGAACAAAGUAUAGAUGAUUUAUUGAUAGAGUAG
Molecule: messenger RNA, 600 nt
Organism: Yamadazyma jaroonii
Lineage: Eukaryota; Fungi; Ascomycota; Pichiomycetes; Serinales; Debaryomycetaceae
Source: the annotation of a GenBank genome assembly